GCUGUUAGUUACCUAAUCUGUUGUUCCUGAGGUCAAACAAAAAGUGAUCUCAAUUAUCUCAUUGUAACGACGUACUAACGUACAGUAUUGGGUGUACUAAGUAUUUCACUUUAUUCAGUAUAAGUGUUGUGUCGUUGUCCGGUUAACGUGAGGCCAGUUGUUUCUAAAAGCGAAUGAUGAAGUAUUUAUUCGUCUUAAUUGGUCUCAGCAUAGCAACAUGCGAAGCUGACAACAUCGCUUCACCAGUGCUAUGUGGUGUGACUCCAAACGCGAUCUAUCAAUGUCUCGGUACACCAAAAGUUGUCAAGAAAGAAGCGUCCAGUCAAUGCGAUUCUGAUCUUGGAGAGUGCGAAAAAAUGAGCUGCAUUUUCAGUAAAUCAGGCUGGAUGAAAGGCAAUAAGGUAGAUAAAGAAGAGUUCGCAGCUCACUUUGAUCAGUUCGCGAAGGAGAACCCUGACUGGAAGGUGGCGGUGGAACACAUGAAGUCCAACUGUCUGUCCAGCGACCUCCCUCCUCAGGGUGUACAUUUAAACUGUCCAGCAUACGAUGUCAUGAUCUGCGCCUUCGCUAACUUCAUCAAGGGCGCUCCGGCCUCCCAGUGGUCGUCCUCUUCUCAAUGCGAGUACCCUCGACGAUUUGCAGCCUCUUGUCCAGUGUGCCCCACAGCCUGCUUCGCUUCCGCCAUACCCAUAGGUUCUUGCAACGCCUGUCUCUCGCUGCCGAGAUCACCUUAGACUUUAUAGAAUUUUGUACUGAUAUUGCAUAAAAGAAAUAAUUCUUUA
Molecule: messenger RNA, 782 nt
Organism: Danaus plexippus (monarch butterfly)
Lineage: Eukaryota; Metazoa; Arthropoda; Insecta; Lepidoptera; Nymphalidae
Product: general odorant-binding protein 68
Exons: 5
Coding region: 174-734 (186 amino acids)
Molecular function (GO): odorant binding
Source: RefSeq, a predicted model, not a curated record